Molecule: messenger RNA, 870 nt
Organism: Drepanopeziza brunnea f. sp. 'multigermtubi' MB_m1
Lineage: Eukaryota; Fungi; Ascomycota; Leotiomycetes; Helotiales; Drepanopezizaceae
Source: RefSeq, a predicted model, not a curated record
AUGGCCCCUUUCCAGAUCGCACGCGCGCUGUUCGCAUCAGAACCCGUCUCGGGAGGUCUCCGCAGUGUUAGGAGGGCCGCCGUGGCUGCUGGGCCUGAUAUUGCAACGCUUGGUGUCCGCCAUCUGCAACGGCGUGCUUUGACGGUGAAUGAUACCCAGAAAGUGACGCUGGGCGUAAUCGCGGCCUACACGGUGGGCAUUGCGCUUCUGUGGAACUUGCCCUAUCUUCGUUGGUCUCUCUGGCCCUUCAAGAUGCUUGUCAUUGCGUUCCAUGAAUUCGGGCAUGCUUUCGCUGCUUGCUGUACGGGAGGACGUGUCAAGUCCAUCUCCCUGGACCCGAGAGAAGGGGGCGUGACGCACAUGUACGGAGGUAUCAGCGCCAUCACAUUACCCGCCGGCUACCUGGGAUCUUCUCUGAUCGGGGCCCUUCUCAUUUUCUGUGGUUUCAACAUCGUUGCCAGCAAGAUCGCCAGUAUCGCUCUCGGCGUCUGUUUCCUUCUCACGCUGUGGUGGGCUCGCCGGGACUGGCUCACCAUCCUGACCGUGCUACUUGCGGUGGGACUCUUGCUCGCUUGUUGGUUCAUCCAGCAUGCAGAGGCCUUGAGAUUCGUUGUCCUCUUCAUCGGUGUCAUGUCCGCUCUGUACUCGGUGUGGGAUAUUUGCGACGACCUCAUCUUACGCAAAGUGAACGAGUCCGACGCCAGUGUCUUUUCUCAACGCUAUGGAGGUUCCUCGCAGUGCUGGGGUGUCAUUUGGUCGAUCGUGUCUCUCUGUUUCAUGGCAGGUGGCAUCGCUGCGGGAAUCGCGGCCUUCCCCGAGUCAGCGGCCGAGCAGAGGAAUGAUUCGAAGGACUUUCUCCCGACUCGAUGA